GGUUUUACAGCGUGCUCCAUAUAUCCUUUAUUGAGCGCUUGAGUUAUAAGUUUAUCAGAAUCAAAUUUUAUGUAUUGUUGGGGUGCCAACAGUCACGGCCAGCUAGGGCUUGGUUUUCGUUCGGAAUCAUGUGAGAAUCCUCAGCAGCUCGAUGUCCUGCCGUUUGAUCCGCAGCUUAUUCGAACGAUAGCGGCCGGUGGAGGUCACACGCUAGUUUUGGUGUACCCGAACGCCGUUUAUUGCUGCGGGUGGAAUAGCCGUGGCCAACUGGGACUGGGCCAUACCGAGGAUGUCUCGCAGUUUCAGCUGAUCGGUGGAUUCGAUCGAUUUGAUGCCAUAGCCAGCGGUUGGGAUGUUUCCGGGGGAUUAACGAGCGAUGGCCAGCUUUACCUGUGGGGAUCCAACGUGUGGCACCAAGUAGCUUCUGAAGGGGUUAAGUAUCGAGAUAAACCGGAGCGCAUCGAAUUGCCCGGAGCAAAGAAAGCGACCAAAAUAUGCUUCGGCUUAAGACAUACUGUGAUUUUAACGGAUGAAGGCACUCUGCUGCUUUUGGGAAAAACCAAAUGGAUGCAAAAUGUGAAAAUGAAAGAAAUGUCACACGAAGGAAUGCAAUUUUAUGAGUUGCAAUGCUCGGAGAAGAUUAAAGACGUAGUAAGUGGCGAAAAUCAUCUGGUCGUAAAAUUGGAACGAGGAGCGAUUCUCUGUUUAGGGGACAAUCGUUUUGGCCAGAGCCCCGUAGGCACGGAUUUGAAUGUACAUAGCCGGCACAUCGUAAAGCUAGAUUCAGGUUGGUCCCAUUCAGGCUAUUUGACCGGCGAGGGACGACUUCAUCUAUGGGGGCGAAACAAUUACGGACAGCUGGGCGUGACCGUUGAUGUUUUCAACAACAACCAAUCUUCUUUGCUGCCAUUGGACUUCGAACCAAGUAAGGUGGUAGAUUUCUGCCUGGGCUCACAACACGGAAUGGCACUGACCGAAAAUGGGUUACUGCACACUUGGGGCUGGAACGAGCACGGCAAUUGCGGGACUGGAGGUGUGGAUAAUGUAUUGACACCGACUAGUGUUGGAGGCAUUAAACCUAUUCAAAAGAUUGCUGCAGGAGCUGGUUUCUGCUGGGCAGUUCCGCACAACGAAUGAUCAUAUCUUUCGUGGUCAUAAAACAAUGGAUGGCCUGUUUAUGCAGUUUUGCAGUUUGCAUAGUUGAGUUUUAUUGCCGGCUUAACGAUUUCUGGCGUUACUCGGGGUGCCUUGGAGUUCAUUUUUAAAAGUUCGAUGUAUUGUUUUUUUUUAUUGUAAAUAAACCAUUAUUGUACAUGUUUCGAUAAGAGAACAAAAAUGCU
This is a messenger RNA of Uranotaenia lowii, 1340 nucleotides long. RefSeq lists its product as uncharacterized. The record is from RefSeq and is a predicted model, not a curated record. The transcript has 3 exons. Lineage: Eukaryota; Metazoa; Arthropoda; Insecta; Diptera; Culicidae. Bases 70 to 1137 code for a protein of 355 amino acids.